Boeremia exigua is the source of this 1478-nucleotide messenger RNA. Its product is annotated as Pex12 amino terminal region-domain-containing protein. The transcript has a single exon. NCBI's taxonomy places the organism in Eukaryota, Fungi, Ascomycota, Dothideomycetes, Pleosporales, Didymellaceae. Gene Ontology annotation, molecular function: zinc ion binding. The record is from RefSeq and is a predicted model, not a curated record. Bases 65 to 1168 code for a protein of 367 amino acids. Gene Ontology annotation, cellular component: peroxisomal membrane. Gene Ontology annotation, biological process: protein import into peroxisome matrix.
CACCAACACCAUCACCACCACCUCACGUCACCUCGCGCACACUCAACCCCACCACACGCGCACCAUGGCCGCACCACCGCGCUUUACAUACCCUUUCGCGACCUCGCCCGACAUAAUCCGCUCUUACCAAAAAGACGCCUACUUCAGCGGUGUGCUCCUGGACCAACUCAGCACGCUCCUGCGCCAACUGCGCGGCGCGCGCUUCGCCCACACCUACAUCUCCGAGACGCGCGUAGCCAGCGAGCUCUUAUACCUCGGCCUCACCACGCUGAUUGGAAACCGCACGCUGGGCGAGGAGUACUGCGACAUCGUGCAGGUCGAGGGCGAUGCUGGGCGACUGCCUGCGCUCGGGCGGCGCGCAGGGUACAUCUUGGCGUGUAUCCUCGGGCCGUAUGGGCUGGGAAAACUGCUGCCGAAACUGAGGAGAAGGAUGCGUGCGAAGCUAGAGGCGAAUUUGCGGCGAUAUGCGCGUGUGCAGGCGAAGAGCGGGGACAGCGGCAAGCCGUGGGGAAUGAGAGUGCAGAACUACGUGCUGGAGAACCUGGACACGAUUACGAGCCCCAGUCCGGUGUAUGCGCUCAGUCUGGCGACGUUUUAUUUCUCGGGGAGUUAUUACCAUUUGAGUAAGAGAAUUUGGGGGCUGCGGUAUAUCUUCACACGGCAGGUGCAGGAGACAGAUGCGAGGAUUGGGUAUGAAGUGCUUGGCGUGUUAUUGGUUCUGCAGAUGGCGGUGCAGGGGUACCUGCAUCUGCACAGCACGAUGACGAGCGCUGAUGGCAGCACUGCGCUGCCGGUGGGCACAUCGGCCAUUGUUGGUGGCGGCGCAGAGGUCUCAUUGGACCCCAAUGCGUAUAGCGCGAACAACGCGCUGCUGUUUGAUGCCUCGAUGCCUCCGCCUGCUGCUGCAUCAGACUUGCAGAAAUGGACGCACACCCCAUCAAACGACAAGCCGAAGUUCGACCUUGAGAACGAGGAAACAAUGGGAUGGAUCGGAGGCGGUAAUAGGAAGUGCACAUUGUGCCUGGAGGAGAUGAAGGACCCCAGUGUGACGACCUGCGGACACGUCUUCUGCUGGACGUGUAUCAGCGACUGGGCGAGGGAGAAGCCGGAGUGUCCGUUGUGCAGACAGAGUUGCUUGGUGCAGCAUGUUCUGCCGUUGCGAGGUUGAGAAUGGUUGAUUUAUGACGUUACGUUCGAGCUUGUACAAGAUACCCUGGAUACGACAAGACUAUGACACUUGAAGCGACCUUUCGCAUUGCGCGGGCAUUUAUCCGUACUCUGACUUUCAUUUGUGGUCUCCUAAGAUGCUGCAUCAUCUCUUGAGCCGUUCGACUCAACUAGAAGGACAACAGAUCGACUCAGUCCGCACCCCCCGAAGUACCUCGCCAUUCGAGCGAGGACUUCACGCAAAUCAACAUCCUGUUAGAUCAAAUCAACGUGUUAACGUCCCUCAGUAAUUUUGACAUGCAAACGCCUGC